AUGGCUGCCUUAGUCCCAGAGCACCUUCUAGCAAGGCAGGUUGCCAUCUCGCCGUCUCCAUGGAAGUCCAACAUCUGGAAGAGACCUCUAAACCCCCUGCUUUCCCAGCUUCCAAGGAAAGAUGGAGACAAGAGGCUCAUGGAGGGGAGGGUUUUCCUCUUGCGGUUCCGCAGCGAUCUGCCCCCCCCGGUACCGUGCCUAAUCACCGACCCCCCAAUUACCGCCGCCCAAUCCCGUCGCUCCCCGUCCGGCGGGGCCCGGGGCCGCCCGCUCUCCCCUCCCUCCCGGAAGCGGGAAGCGGCGGAUGAUCGACGGCUCCGCCGACCAAUAGGAGCGAGGCGGCGGGGGCGGGCGGCGCCCUAUGGGGUUCGGCGACGUGUGCGCCUGGCGUUAGCGCUGGCCCUCUGCGCGCUGGCGCUGUGGGGAAGCGGCGGCGGCGGAGGAGGAGGAGGAGGAGGAGGAGGAGGCGGCGGGCGGAGGCGGCAGCAGCAGCAGCAGCAGCAGCGGGGCGGUACCGGUACCACCGGGGAACCGGCGAGGGUCAGCGAGCCCCCGCCGCCGCCACCGCGGCGCCCCGCUGCCAACGCCUCGGCCGCAUCCUCGGCCCCGCCGCUGCCGCUCAGCGAGAACGGGACGCUGAGUUACCGCUCGCUGGUUUACCGGCUGAACUUCGACCAGCCGGUGCGGAACGCGGGGCGCUUCCCGGCGGGGGCCUCCUCCGCCGCCGACGUGGUGCUGGUGGUGCAGGUGCACGACCGGGCCGAGCACCUGCGGCUGCUGCUGGAAUCGCUGCGGCGGGGGGCGGGAGUGGAGAACGUGCUGCUGGUGCUGAGCCACGACCUGUGGGCCGAGGAGCUGAACCGGCUGGCGGCGGGGGUGGACUUCUGCCCCGUCCUCCAGGUCUUCUUCCCCUUCAGCAUCCAGCUCUACCCGCGGGAGUUCCCCGGUCACGACCCCCGCGACUGCCCCCGCGACGUGGGCAAGGCGGCCGCCCUGCGCAUGGGCUGCAUCAACGCCGAGUACCCCGACUCCUUCGGGCACUACCGGGAAGCCCGUUUCUCCCAGACCAAGCACCACUGGUGGUGGAAGCUGCAUUUCGUCUGGGAGAGGGUGCGGGCGCUGCGGGACCACGCCGGCCCCGUCCUCUUCUUGGAGGAGGACCACUACCUGGCUCCUGACUUCUACCACGUCCUCAAGAAGCUGUGGGCCCUGCGAGAGAGGGAGUGCCCCGAGUGCCAGAUCGUCUCCUUGGGCACCUACAGCCCCGUCCGCGGAGGCUUCGCCGGCCGCGCCGACAAGGUGGAGAUGAAGACGUGGAAGUCCACCGAGCACAACAUGGGCAUGGCCUUCGGCAGAGACACCUACCAGAAGCUCAUCGAGUGCACGGACGCCUUCUGCACCUACGACGAUUACAACUGGGACUGGACCCUGCAGCACUUGACUGUCUCCUGUCUUCCAAAGUUCUGGAAAGUGCUGGUUCCCGAAAUCCCCAGGGUUUUUCACACGGGGGACUGUGGCAUGCACCACAAGAAAUCCUGCAGACCCUUCACCCAGAGUGCCAAAAUCGACUCUCUCUUGAGCAGCAACCAGCAGUACCUGUUCCCCGAAACCAUGAGUGUCAGUAAAAGGUACUCCAUGGCACCCCUGUCCCCUCACGUGAAGAACGGAGGCUGGGGAGAUAUUAGGGACCACGAACUCUGUAAAAGUUACCGCCGGCUCCAGUGAGGGUCCCUUCUCCCAGGCGCCUUUUUUUUUUAUUAUUAUUAUUUUUUUCCUUUUUGAGUUGUUCCGUGCUGCCUUUUACUGGCACACGCACACGUGUAUUAAAAAAAAAAAAAAAAAGCAUUUAUGAGUUGGUUUCUGCUUUAAUAUGAAUAAACAUUCUUGUAAAAGGUGUCCCAAAA
This is a messenger RNA of Calidris pugnax (ruff), 1904 nucleotides long. RefSeq names its product mannosyl (alpha-1,6-)-glycoprotein beta-1,2-N-acetylglucosaminyltransferase (gene MGAT2). The record is from RefSeq and is a predicted model, not a curated record. The transcript has 3 exons. Lineage: Eukaryota; Metazoa; Chordata; Aves; Charadriiformes; Scolopacidae. Gene Ontology annotation, biological process: protein N-linked glycosylation; oligosaccharide biosynthetic process. Gene Ontology annotation, molecular function: alpha-1,6-mannosylglycoprotein 2-beta-N-acetylglucosaminyltransferase activity. Gene Ontology annotation, cellular component: Golgi stack; Golgi membrane. The coding region runs from base 1 to 1725 and encodes 574 amino acids.